This is a messenger RNA of Sardina pilchardus (European sardine), 2232 nucleotides long. RefSeq lists its product as uncharacterized. Gene Ontology annotation, molecular function: GTP binding. The transcript is spliced from 6 exons. Bases 94 to 1962 code for a protein of 622 amino acids. The record is from RefSeq and is a predicted model, not a curated record. NCBI's taxonomy places the organism in Eukaryota, Metazoa, Chordata, Actinopteri, Clupeiformes, Clupeidae.
ACUGAGCGAGUUGACUUGCACGUACACAUGGAGAGUUGAUGGACUUUGUGUCCCGGUUCAUAAUUUCAUACAGUUUGAUACAUCAAGAAGGAAAUGUCUCUUGGACAACCUGACCUAACUGAGCUGCGAGUGGUGGUGUUGGGCGCAAAUCAGUCUGGCAAGACGUCUGUGAUAAGCACUUUGCACCGUCGGGCAGAGUUUGAGCUUUUUAAAAGAGCAGCUUGUGAGAAGGGAGACAGUGAGGUCGCUGCCAAUCAGGUUACCUUCAUUGAUACUCCGGGCUGGUGGAGGAAUAAUCUGUUGACUGAGACAGCAGGGUUUAUAAAGCAGGACCUUUUGCUGAGUGUGUCCAAGUGUCCGCCAGGACCACACACUUUCAUUCUGGUCAUUGGCAGUGAUGUCCCGUUCACUGAGAAGAACAGGAGGUCUGUAGAGGAGCAUGUAGGGCUCUUUGGGGAGAAUGCUUGGGAACACACCAUAGUGGUGUUCGCCAAAGGAGAAUAUCUGGAGGGUAAAAGCAUAGAGCAGCAUAUAGCAAGCGAGGGAGAGGCGCUGAGCUGGCUGGUAGAGAAAUGUGGGAACAGGUGCCACCUGUUUAGCAAUGACAGUACAGAAGGUUGUAAUGAAGUAGGUAAGAUACUGGAACAAAUUGAAAUUUUAGCAAAGACUAGGAACAGCCAUUUUGAGCUUGAUGAGAAAAUAUUAAGGGAAGUUGAGGAGAAGAGGAACACCUACAGGGAUAGAGCACAACAGAGACGGCAGGAGGUUCAGGAUCAAAGAGAAAUAUUACAGAAACAUGGGGUUAUACUCUCACUACCAGAAUUAAGGAUCUAUCUGUUAGGGUGGUUGUUCUCUGGAAAAACAUCAGCAAGCAAGACCAUUAUUGGCCAAGGAAGCAAUGUUAAGAGAAGUAGAACUUAUCAGUCUUUGAGAACAUCUGGAGAAGUUGCUGGAAGACGAGUAUCUGUGGUGGACACCCCUGGCUGGUGGAAGUACUUACCUGCCAAAUGCACUCCAGACUGGGUGAAGACAGAGUUGCAGAGAGGGCUGACCCUUGACUCCAAAGCUCCCCAUGCCAUUCUUCUGGCUGUUCCUGUGGACACAACAUUUUCUACAGAGCAGAAAAAGAUCACUGAAGACAACAUGAGGGUGUUUGGUGAUGAUGUCUGGAGACACACCAUGGUGCUGUUCACAUGUGGAGACCUGCUGGGAGAUACCAGUAUCGAGGAGCACAUUGAGUGUGAAGGAGAGCAUCUUGAGUGGCUUGUAGAGAAGUGUGGGAACAGAUAUCAUGUUGUAAGUUGGAAUGAUAAGGAAGAUGAAGUCGUGGAGCUGCUGAAGAAGAUAGACGAGAUGGUGGCUCGUAACAGCUUAUUUUGCCUGGAGGUCACUGAAGCUCAGAGAAGUGUGGUCAAAGACAUGACUGACGAGUUACAGGAAGAAAAUAGAAAGCUGGUUGAUUUCUUGGAUCUGGAAUGGCGGAGAAAGGAUACAGCUGUAGAGAAGAAGAUUGAGAGAAUAUCUAACCAACCUACAUCAAACCUGAGAGGAAGCAAGAAUGCUGACAUAGACUUUGGUGACAAUGAUCCGUGGUCUGAGAAGACUCUGGAAAAUUCCGGAAAGGGUAUCAGUCCACAAGGACCCCCUGAGGUAUGUACUCACAGUAUGUGGUCAUGUGGCCAACCAGGGCAGGAAGACCAAGAGCACACGUGUGAGAUAAGUGCUGUUCAGAUGGAGUGCUUAACAGCGAUGCUGGAGAGGGAGUGGAGUCGGCGGGAAAUUGGAAUCACAGAGAGAUUUCAGAAUAUGUUAUCAGAUCUACGGCAAUCAGGUAUAUCAUCUGAAGCUGAUGUGCAUGACCUGGAACUCUCAAUCAGAAAGGUUGUCAAAUGGUUUGAGGGUUCAUCGGGGCACGGCUCGUUUAUGGACGAUGACACAGGAGAGCAUGAGGAGAACAUGUGAAGUGUGAACAAUUUGAUGAGCAAUGAUAUACUGCAUGUCUUCUACAGGGGUUCCCAAACUUUUCAGCCCUCGACCCGUAAAAUAACGGUGCCGGUGACUUGCGACCCCCAUUAUCCCCAAAGGUGGUAGAAGUAUACAAAUGUUGUGCACAACAACAUACACACACUAAUAGGCCUAUCGAAACACUAGCGUAAUACCACAAAAGAAAGCCAUUGAAAAUGUAACCUGGCACUAAUCAGGAUGUAAUCAGGUUGGCACUAAUUUCUUUAG